CACUGAUCGCUCUACAUUUUCUUGUAAAAUUGUAAAUAUAAUUGGUGAAAAAUAUAAAUUAGGAUAUAAAUUCGAUAUUAUUAAUGUUUGUUAUUCAUCAGGAGAACUUGAAUCUCUCAGAACAACUACUUACCCUAAACUUAAUGAGAUCCCAUUAUACAAGUUAUCUCUUCGAGAAGCAGCAAGGCUUCAGAGUGUGAGUUCAUUAUCAAGUACUAUUUGUAAUUGUAAAGGAUCAUAUAAUAAUUGUAAGUAUAGAUGCAAAAAAGCUGGGAGUAGUUGCACAAGCAGAUGUCAUGGUGGAAAAUCAUUUUUUAAUAAGAAAUAA
Molecule: messenger RNA, 328 nt
Organism: Scutellospora calospora
Lineage: Eukaryota; Fungi; Glomeromycota; Glomeromycetes; Diversisporales; Gigasporaceae
Source: the annotation of a GenBank genome assembly